Molecule: messenger RNA, 795 nt
Organism: Juglans microcarpa x Juglans regia
Lineage: Eukaryota; Viridiplantae; Streptophyta; Magnoliopsida; Fagales; Juglandaceae
Product: heavy metal-associated isoprenylated plant protein 28-like
Exons: 3
Coding region: 302-577 (91 amino acids)
Molecular function (GO): metal ion binding
Source: RefSeq, a predicted model, not a curated record
UUGUGUCUGGUUGUGAUUCAUUCACUCUUUGAAAAAGCAAAGCAGACAAAGCAGAUGAUUUCUCCUAGUUCUAGACUUCUAGUAGCAGACCCCAAAACCAGGACCGACUUUAUUGUUUACUCCAACUACUUUAACUCCUUUGUCUUCUCUGCUAUAUGUAUAUAAGUCCCUGGCAUUCCCUGUCUGUCUCAUUCAUUAAUUCCCCACCUAAGCCUAAUCCCUUGUCUUUGUUUCACUUUAUUGCUCCACUCCCAUCUGCAGUAUCUCAUCGACUUACCAUAUUUCCAAUCUAGAGUUUUGAAUGGAGACUGUAGAAUUGAAGGUGGAUAUGGUCGGCAUACAUGAGAAAAGAUUGAGGAAAUGCUUGUCAAAAUUGAAAGGUAUAGAGAAGGUGGAAGUUGAUGCAAACAGUCAUAAGGUGGUGGUCACAGGAUACGCACAUCGGAACAAAAUCCUUAAAGCAGUAAGGAGAGGUGGUCUGAAAGCUGACUUCUGGUCUGCCCAAAAUGAGCUUCUCAGUGCUUAUGCCAGUGCCAGUUAUGGAAGCUUGAGAUUCAACAACUUCAACUUGUUUUAGAAGUUUUUUAUUCCCCAUUUUCCUUUCUUUUCGUUUCUUUUCUUUUCUAUACUCUUUGUUGGAUCAUAUACCAAGGUCAUGUCUAUCUGUCAUGUCUUCGUUUUUCCAUUUUUUCUUCUAAAUAUCUGUCAUCUUUUUCUUUUACAAAAGAACUGUCCCAUGUUCAAUGAAGAUACAUACGUAAGAGUGAAAUGGAAGUCUUCAAGUUUUGCUGCUUU